UGCCUUCUUUGUCGCGUCUCUUUCCGCUUCUCUCUGCUUUAUCUGAAAAUACUUUUCCACCGGUCUCACCCUUUUUCUCUUCCCCAUUUGGAUCCACAUGUACUAGUACUUUACAAUGCUCGUGUUUAAACAGUCAUUGCAGACAUCUCAGUAAAAAAUCCAGUAGUGUCUCCUUCAGAAUCGCUAACUACUUCUCACAGUCAUGGCUGGUGGAGCUUGUAGGAGCUUCUUCAUCUUCCUUCUGCAUUUGCUCGUCCUCACUGUCUGUUCUUCAGGAAGUAUGGUGGGUUUCUCCUGGGAUGCCAGGAGUGGUGUGACUUCAUCGGCUAUGGAGGCAAUGUCCAUCCUCAGGAAUAAUAACAAGACUUACCCUUCUCAGAUCAGAGUCUCCAUGGCAGAUCCUAGUGUUCUGGAUUCACUGUCCAACGCAGGAUUAGAUAUAGAGCUUUACUUAAGCGAGACACAGAUUAAGAAUCUGAGUCAGUCCAAGACUUCCGUAGCCAUUUCACUGCUUGAAACGCACCUGGCUGCCAUUCUUCCUCGUGUAAACGUUAGAAGCAUCGUAGUUGGCUGCAGCCAUAACAGUUCAGUAGCUCUAGUUCAGCUACCAUCUGUCCUAUCCAUCUUGAGAUCAAUCCAUUCCGUACUAAGAGGCUUCAACCUGGAGCAUCGAGUGAAGGUCUCAGUGACAUUCUCGAUGUCCUCCUUACAGAAUAUAUGCAAAAGGCAAGCCAGAGAUCUGCGUGGGAUUGUUGGUUUUAUCAAGAAAUCCAAUUCCUUCAUUGUUAUAGAGAGCCAGAUUCACCAAGAAGUGAGCAUGGGGGACCAGUUUGUCCGAUUGAUGACUGAAACAGCUACCAAAGCAACUACAACUCUUCCUUGCAUUGAUGCUCCCAUGGUUGUGAUAAUCCAUACCUCUGCUGUCCCCAGUGCAGUAGAGCUAGUUGAAUUCUCCUCCAAAAUCUUGAGGUCUGUAGUGAACACUCGAAUCCCAGGCCUUGAUGGCUUAUUUGCAGAAAUUUCUUCAAUGAAAGAAUCAGAGAGAGAGGAGCUGAAGUGGGAAGAACAGAUCUUCCCUUCUUUCCACAGAGAACUCCUAAACAACAUCAAUGACCAGAGACCCAUCUCAGCAGCAAAAACUACCACAGUACAUGAUACAAUCUACCCUCCCCCAGCAAUUUACCCUACAACACCAAUAACAAAUCCCACAACAACACCCGCAGCCACAACCCCUACUACAAAUCCCACACCAAUCAUCACCGUGCCUUCUACGAACCCUGUCACUGUAAUGCCAACAAAUCCUGCUGCUACCCCUGUCACGGUCCCCUCAACCGCACCAGUGACUACUGUACCUUAUACAAAUCCUGUAGAUCCACCCACUACAACAGGGUCAAUCAAUAAUCCCGUUGUAGCUCCAAUGACCCCUCCAGUUACAAACCCAGUUACCGUUUAUCCAGUCCCACCUCCCAGUCCCAGCAGCAUCCCCAUUACAACGCCUGUCACAACACCCCCAGCAAAUCCAGUGGCACCUACUCCGGCAACAGGGCAGACCUGGUGUGUGGCUAAGACUGGAGCGUCGGAGAGUGCACUUCAGGCAGCACUGGACUAUGCAUGUGGCAUUGGAGGUGCAGACUGCUCAGCAAUUCAACAAACUGGAAGCUGUUACAAUCCAAGCACUCUCGAAAACCACGCCUCAUAUGCAUUUAACAGUUACUAUCAGAAAAAUCCAGUGGCAUCAAGCUGUGACUUUGGAGGAACUGCCACGAUAGUUAGCACAAAUCCAAGCACUGGUUCUUGCGUUUAUCCAUCAUCAUCACCAGCUGCAGCCACAACAACUUACGGCUCUGUUUCACCGCCACCAGUGUCGAAUGCCGGCAAUUCUGGUUCACCUUUACCACUGUUGAAUGCCAGCAAUCCUGGUUCAGCUACGACAACCGUUAUUGGAUCUGAAUCCCCUCCUGGUGUCAGUCCUUCAGUGUCCAUCUCAGCCCGCUUGCAGCCAUUGUUUGGCACCAUUGUACUACUGGUAACAUCCAUCAUCACUAGAAUCUUAGUAACAGCUGCAUAAAUUUCCUACUGGGGCAUGCACACCAGUGACCAGACCACUGGGCAAUGGAUUGAUACAGCAGCAGUGGACUGCAACUCCAAUGGUUCAGGUUAUCUGUACAGUACGCAUUUUCAAAGAGAAGCACCAGUAGGACACAGGUGCACAUCACCAUUACCCACCUGGAAGGCUGGAACAUCCACUAACCAGCAGAAGCAUCACUAUGAAGGAAUAGAAUAGAUAUAGAGUAAUUGCCUGAUGUGUUGGUAGACGAAUUUCUUGUAAAUUUCUUGAGUUAAGAGUUAUGUAACAAUAUAAUUUUCAA
Macadamia integrifolia is the source of this 2369-nucleotide messenger RNA. Its product is annotated as endochitinase A1-like. Lineage: Eukaryota; Viridiplantae; Streptophyta; Magnoliopsida; Proteales; Proteaceae. The coding region runs from base 203 to 2068 and encodes 621 amino acids. The record is from RefSeq and is a predicted model, not a curated record. The transcript is spliced from 4 exons.